AUGAGCAUCUUCGGCCCGCCCCCAGCUCCCAAGAGCCCACUCAACCGCUACCGGCUGCUAUCGCCAACAGCCUCUGUGAGAGUCAGCCCUCUCUGCUUGGGUGCCAUGAACUUUGGCACAGCAUGGAAGGACUUCAUGGGAGAAUGCGACAAGGCAGCUUCAGAGUCCAUUUUGGAUUUUUUCUAUGAACAGUACGAGGAGUCUGAGACAAUCAUUGGCGACUGGAUGAAGAAACGCGGAAACCGCCAUGAGAUGGUUAUCGCAACCAAGUUUACCACCUGUUACAAACUGGGGCCUAACCGCCCCCAUAUCGCCGCCAACUACACUGGCAACGGAACCAAAAGUCUCAACGCAUCUGUUGAAGCCAGUCUGAAGAAACUGCAAACCGACUACAUCGACUUGCUAUAUGUGCACUGGUGGGACUAUGCCACUUCUAUCCCCGAGUUGAUGCAAUCAUUGAACAGCCUCGUUGUGGCUGGAAAAGUGCUGUAUUUAGGAAUAAGCGAUGCUCCCGCCUGGGUAGUGAGCAAGGCAAACGAGUACGCCCGAAACCACGGCUUCCGCCAGUUUUCCGUUUACCAAGGACGUUGGUCUGCAGCGUCUCGCGAUUUUGAGCGCGACAUCAUUCCCAUGUGCAGAGACGAGGGAAUGGCUCUCGCCCCCUGGGGAGCGCUGGGUGGAGGCAAGUUCAAGACCGAGGAGCAGCGUAAAGCAGACGUGGGACGCAAGGUCGAGGCCAGCGAGGUUGAUAUUCAGGUCAGCAAGGUGCUUGAGAAGAUUGCUACCCGUAAAAACACGGUGAUUACGAGCGUUGCACUGGCCUAUGUUGUUCAAAAGACUCCUUACGUAUUCCCCAUUGUUGGCGGAAGGACAGUGGAUCAUCUCAAGAAUAACAUCGAGGCUCUCACACUGCAGCUUACUGAAGAAGAUAUUGAGGAGAUCGAAAGCGCAUACCCCUUUGAUCUCGGGUUCCCCGGCAACAUGCUUUGGGGUAAGAAAUUCAGUGGAUCUCAACAGAAGAUCUGGCUGCUCGAAUCUGCCGCUCACUUUGAAUAUGUUCCUGAGCCUAAGCCCAUUACGCCGUCCAAGGUUGGAGAAUAG
Trichoderma gamsii is the source of this 1101-nucleotide messenger RNA. RefSeq names its product aldo/keto reductase. Bases 1 to 1101 code for a protein of 366 amino acids. The record is from RefSeq and is a predicted model, not a curated record. Gene Ontology annotation, molecular function: oxidoreductase activity. The transcript has 7 exons. Lineage: Eukaryota; Fungi; Ascomycota; Sordariomycetes; Hypocreales; Hypocreaceae.